This is a messenger RNA of Cicer arietinum (chickpea), 573 nucleotides long. NCBI's taxonomy places the organism in Eukaryota, Viridiplantae, Streptophyta, Magnoliopsida, Fabales, Fabaceae. The record is from RefSeq and is a predicted model, not a curated record.
AUGGCAGGAGUUAUAGUGCAGGCUCUCCAUGCUUUGGCUGAAUCUCAAGCUACUGCACAAGCCUCUGCGCAAGCUGCUACUCAAGCUGCACAUAUUGCUGCUCAAGCUGUUGCUCAAGCUACUAGCUACAGUGGUGGCCGAGGAAAUGUGCAAAUAAAUGAAUUCAUGGUGAUGGAUGGAUUCCACAAGGCUAACCCUCCAUCGUUUGAAGGUCACUAUAAUCCUGAUGGAGCUCAAAAGUGGUUACAAGAAGUUGAAAAGAUUUUCAGAGGAGUGGCAUGUCCCGAAGGUCAGAAAGUGCAUCUUGGUACCUUUAUGUUGACGGAAGAAGCUGAACAUUGGUGGGAUAAUGCACGCCAACGUUUAGAGAAUGCAGGGACUGCAAUUACUUGGGCUAUAUUCAAGAACAUGUUUCUAAUUAAGUAUUUCCCUGAAGAUAUCCGUAAUAGAAAGGAGAUGGAAUUUGUUAAAUUGGAACAGGGGAAUAUGUCAGUAGUGGAGUAUGCUGCUAAGUUCGAGGAAUUAUCCAGGAUACUAUCCACUCUAUGUUGGAGAAGCAGGAGAAAAGUCUAA